AUGCUGACCGCCCUGUGGCUGCUGCUCAGCUUUGCUGCCCCGGGGCUGGGGGCCUAUCUCUUCGUCACCUGUCCCAGGGGGGCGCAGUGCCAGCGGGCCCUGCUCUCAGAGAACGACGUCCUCCUGCACUGUAACUCCUCCGGGGCCCAGUGGUACUACUUCUUCGUGAAGGACAGGACCCGCUGGUUCCACAACCUCCAGGAUGUUCCCAACAUGGAGAUAAUGCCCGAUGGCAGCCUUCUCAUCCGGAGCCCGCUGUCCGCACAGACAGGCUUCUACAGCUGCUGGGACAAGAAGGACGUCCAGCUGGUGCAGUACAAGAUUGACUUCCAGGACGUCACCUCCCUGCACAUCACUCACAGAGGCCUGGGCCAGGUGCCCCUGCAGAAUGACACCCUGAGUCUGGACAGCAAGGAGGUGGUGUUCACCCAGUGGGAGCCCUGGCAGGACUGCAACCGCUGUGGGAAGCUGGGCGAGCGCAAACGCCUGGGGUACUGCUACAUCCAGGAGACGCUGGAGGAGCCCAUGCCCUGCUGGCUGUAUCUGGGGGACGUCACGGUGUGGAACCAACGCCUGCGGCCUGAGAUGCAAGUGGAAACCUGCUAUGCCGACUGCACCACGUUCGCGGGGAAGCACAUCGUUUUUGACAACUUCAAGCUCAGUGAGCAGUCAGGAUCCACCUGGCUCACCUGUCCCCUAGGAUCCAUCUACAGGCCCAUCAUAUGGGAAGCCAAGGACGUGCCUCUGAAGUGGGAGGAUCAGCUCUCUGGCCGGGAAGUAGGCGGCUUCCUGGACCCCGCCAACGGCGGCAGGCGUCUGCAGGUCUUCCAGCCGGCUGUCUACAAGUGCUUCGUGCAGCAGGAGCUCAUGGGCCACUUCAACCCCAGGCCCGAUCCCGAGGUGCUGGAGACUCUGAGAGAGGACGCCUCUCUGCCGCAGGCGGAGGCGGUCGGGAAGGGGAAGGCCGACUCGGUCCUCAAGGGGCUGAAGCUCACGCUGCUGGUGGCCACAGUCCUGGGCCUGCUGGGGGUGCUGCUCAAGCACUUCCGCCCCUCCCAGGGCAGCAGGAGCAAGCAGGUGCUGCUGGUGAAAUAAAGCAGAGCCUCCGAGCUGAGACCCACCUCCGUGCCUUGCUCGCCCCACCGCCCCUCCCCCGGCACCGGCCGCUGCCAGCCCCACGCUGCCCUCUGAAUCUGCAUGGUCCAGAGCAGACUGCUGUCAUGGCCAAGGGCGACUGAGCGCCUCCCUGUUCCAGGGGCCGCACUGUUAGCUCGUUAGCAAUCCCGGGUGAGGAAACUGAGGCAAGGCUACCUGUCCAGUGAUUGGUGGGGGCUGCGGUUCAAACCCAGGCUGCCUGGCUCGAGCCCUGUGCUCCUCACAGGGAGGAGGGGAGGGGUGGGAUGAGGCCAUUUUGGGGGUGAGUCUCUGGGUGUGGGAAACUGUAGCCCUCUCACUCACCCCCAGAGACAAGGGCUGAGACUGGGGGUGGGCAUGGGUGACCCCCAGGCUCCCAGGUCCGCGCUGGGAGCUGCCCUUCCUUGACGUCUCUUGCCCCACCCUGCCCUGGUUGUCCCUAGAGACACCAGGCUCUACCAUAUCUCCCCAAGUCAGAUGGUGCUGCCAGAGCGGUGGCCCAGGGCAGCCGGACCUGCGUCCCCCUUCCUGGUUCCUGCAGUGGAAAGAGCCCCUGAGAGCCUGAGAAAGGGAGGCAGCCCCUCCAGCAGGACAGGGUGCCAGCCCCGGCCCAGCUGACCAGUGGGAAUCACAAGGCCUGGCUGU
Equus quagga is the source of this 1779-nucleotide messenger RNA. Its product is annotated as protein FAM187B-like. NCBI's taxonomy places the organism in Eukaryota, Metazoa, Chordata, Mammalia, Perissodactyla, Equidae. The coding region runs from base 1 to 1095 and encodes 364 amino acids. The transcript is spliced from 2 exons. The record is from RefSeq and is a predicted model, not a curated record.